Messenger RNA from Paramecium octaurelia, 2193 nucleotides. Lineage: Eukaryota; Ciliophora; Oligohymenophorea; Peniculida; Parameciidae. The record is from the annotation of a GenBank genome assembly.
AGACCCUUGAAUGUUAUUUUCUCCAAUUUUACAAAAUAAUCUGGAAGAUGAAGUGUUAAAGUAAAAACUUAUUAUAAACUGCUAAUAUUCAUAAUCAAUGUCAAUGAUUGAUUAAAUAACAUAAUUAGCAUUUGAAAUUCUCUACAGAUGCAAAUAUUUCCCUGACUUGAAUAAAUCUUUAGAUUUAAGAACAUAUGCCUUUGAUUUUAUUUGAAAAAGAAACUGAAUAAAAAUGCAUAGAUAUAUUAAUGCCCUUUAUGCAACAACAGAUAAUAAUAGAUAAUUUAAGUUGUGAAAUUAAAUAAUUAUAUAUAUAUUUUGAUUCAUUUUAAAUAAAAUAAAUGCUAAAUUAUUCAAAUGUUGGAAAGGUUUAGGGUUAAAGUAUUGAAAUAUUUAAUUCUAUUAACAUUGAUAAUUCCAGUCUACUAAAUCCAUAAACCAACGCCAGAUAUGAACAUCCAGUAAGGUUAUUUUAUAGAAUAGGUUUUAACUAAAAAUUGUCAACAUAUAAAUUAUUGCUUUGAAAAGACAAUGGCUUUGAUGGAAAUUAGUAACAAAAAUAUUUAUAAAUGUCCAUUUUGCGAUGGAUAAGCAAAUAGUCCACAUGAUUUAGUUGAUGAUUGGAGGGUUAAUGCUUAUAAAGAAUUUAAUGAAUAUACUUAGGAUGUAACAAUAAUUAAAGGGAUUAUGGUUCACAGAUACAUGAGAAAUAAAAAGAAAUAUUUGGAUUUUUUCACUAAAAAUGUAAACAUAAUUCAAUUUAAAUAAAUGUUUUACAGAUUUUACAAGGAAACUUCAUUAUCAUCAUUGAUAUAAUAAGAUUUAUAAAAAUACUAUGCAAUAAAUUAACAAAAAAUUAAUUUUUGGAGUUUUUGCUUGAAAGAUAGAGUGAAAAUAACUAUUCCUGUGAGAAUAUUUGGAUGCAAUCAUUACGAAUGUUAUGAAUUAACUAGCUUACUAUUCUAUUAAUAAUAGAAUAGGAAAAAAAAAGAAUUCCUAGAAUGCAAUCAGCCAGGGUGUUCAAAUAAAUUGAAAAUUGCUCACAAAGAUUACACUAAAUAUCCUGAUACUCCAAGCACUCAGGAAAUGGAUGAAUAAGAGAACUUUCUUGAUGUCUAAGAAUUAUUUUCUGGCAUUUUUGUAGAUUAGGAUUUAUUAGAUGCUAUCAAAUUGAGUAAUCCCAGCUCAUAGAAAUUUUACUAUAAUAAGGAAACUGGAAAAAUUUAAGAAGAUUUAAAUAUAGUAAAUGGUUAGCCAGUUGAUCCAUUCAUUUAUCAAUUUUAUUAAAAUCAGCCAGGGUUAUCGACCAUUGUGAAAUUCUAAGAAUUCCAAAAAUUAAUAUAAUAAUAGGCAAUAGCAGUAAGUCAAGGAGAUCUAUUAUAAGAAAAUAAGGAUUUAAAUAAACAAGUAAAUUUGUAUAAAUACAGAAAUUAUAAAGUGAAUAUGAAAGACAAAUUCACUAACCUUUCGAUUGAAUAUCCAGUACGAUGCAGACUUUGUACAAAUUUAGAGAUUUGCAUGGAUAUGAGAAGUUAUAUAGCAGAAUAUAUUUACAGAAAAAAAAUGUCUCUAAUAAAUCCUUUCUGUUGUCCAUUAUGUAAUUAAAAAUUAAGUGAGUAAAUUCUAAAGAUAAAUAUUGUCAAUUAGAUAUAUUUAGAUUCAAACAUGCUUUCAUACAUGUUUAAGGAUAUGUCUUAUAGUAAUGGAACAUAGAUUUUUGAUUAUAAAGGAGAAUAAUAUAUGUUUUAAGAAUUUUUGGAUAGAUAAAAGAUCAAACGAGAGAAUUAUGUUGCAGAGUUACGGGAAAGAUAGGUUUUAUUUAAACAACUUUUUUGUAUAAUUAAUCCAAAUUAGAGAAUUAAAUAGCCUUUAAUUCUCUAAAAAUGUCCAGAUAGAAAAAUUGUUGAUUUUGCAUCAUUUUAUGAAGAAUUAAAGAAAAUAAAUUUUGAUUACGAAAAUUAAUAUCUAAUAUUAUGUAGAUGUAACUAUUGUAAUAAAAAUCCGAUUAAGACUUUUGUAGGAAACAUCUAUUUUCACGAAGCCUUUUAUGAAGCUCUAAAUAAAUUUUAUGAAAUUAAGGAAAUAGAAAAUGAUAAUGAAUUCUCUUAUUAGUUUGAGGAUACUAGAGAAAAUAGUUAUGUUAUCAAAAAUCAAUAGCAAUAGCAAUAGAAAAUCAAAAUAAUAAUGCGAUGA